GCUGGGGUGGACACGGUUGACAAGUUUGCUUGCCUGGAGAAGGACUUGAUUCAAGUGUUGAAGGAUGACUUGGCCUUGGGUGGGAGCGCGUCGCUUGCUACAAGAGCUCAGGUAGCUUCUUUCAUUGUGGCCUGGAAAUCGGCGUCUGUCAAGGUGCAGAGGCAAGCAGAGGUGGAAGCAGAGAUGGACACCCGUGACUGGGCAAAGCCAAUUGCAAACACAGAUUACAUGGCGAUGAGACAAGCGUACCGUGUUAAGUACGAUAUGAUGGAGGACAAGGCGACCCCUUCCAAAGAGUAUUUGGAGAAGAAGCUGCAAGAGUUGGAGACAGGUGAGUUUCGGGCUGAAACGCUUCAGCAGGUGAUCUCAAGGGAGGAAGCGGACCCAGAUACGCUCAUGGUCACGGACAAUCUUUCAUGGGGCAAAGCUUUGAAGCAGGCGUGGAAGGACCCGACUACGAAGGAGCGGAACUUCACGACCCCGUUGGCUCUGUACUCCAAGCGGCCGGCUCCAGAGAAUAAGGGCAAGG
Effrenium voratum is the source of this 529-nucleotide messenger RNA. NCBI's taxonomy places the organism in Eukaryota, Dinophyceae, Suessiales, Symbiodiniaceae. The record is from the annotation of a GenBank genome assembly.